GCGCAGCUAUAUAAGCUAACUGUCACGCGCCAGUAUCAUUGUGACAGCACCUGUAGAGUGAGCACAGGAGAAUCGCACUGAAACACGCUGAAUCCAUAGAAAAGUUCAUAGACGUAUUCCUCUUCAGGAACAGGACCAGGCAAAUACUCUGUCUUGAGGAACAAUGAAAGUUUGUCAGUGCCUCCUGCUACUCUGCCUGCUCCAUUAUUCUCUAGCUUUGGAGUGUGAAGUGAUACCAGGUAACCUGAAGCAGAUUGAUGCUGGUGUUGGGGUAGUAGGUGGGGUGAACAAUGACGAUGAAGUCUUCCUGUUGCUGGGGAAUGAAUUUAGAAGGAUAAAUGUAACCAUGAAGCACUUUACUGUCGGACCUGCUGGAGAACUAGCGGUGAAUUUAUCAAACAGCGUCUUUAAAUUUCAGAGUGGGCAGUUCAGCUCGAUUCCAAUCACUUUUAAACAGGUGGAUGCUGGCGGAGACCAGAUUAUUGCAGGUGUUACUCCUCUAGAUGAUAUCUUCUGCUUAAAUAAGGAUGCUAACAACAUCGGGCCAUCCAGCAAUUUUGCUUGGGUACAACUUGCAGGAAAGCUGAAGUACUACAGCUGUGGCCCGUACAGCUGUUGGGGAGUGAACGCCGCAGGAAAUAUCCUCGUCAGAAGGUCUGUAACGGCUGCUUCCUGUGGAGGGUUGAAUGCUUUCGAUGUCAUUUCUGGAAGUAUGUCUAUGGUUGAAGUAGCGACUGAUGGCAGCGUCUUUGCUAUUGACACUCAGAGGUCUUUGUUUCAGAGAACUGGUGUCUCUGCAUCGAAUCCCAUUGGCACAGGUUGGUUAGGUUUUCUUGUGUGUCCAAAUGGCCACAAGCAUGUGACCUUCGAUCUGGGGAGGCUGUAUGUCAUCUGUAGUGAUGGAUCCAUCAGGAGAUGCAUUUAAAUGUCCAACAGAGGAGCUCAACUAUCAUUAUAACCAGAAAAUUUAAAAUUAAACUUGUUUUUCCUUUUUUCCCCCCAUUGUACAAUUUAUUUGUUGUUGAUCAAAUAAAGCGGUUUGAUGUAUGCCUUAUGAUUUUUUUAAAAGUUUCAAUAAAGAAUUUCUACU
Messenger RNA from Onychostoma macrolepis, 1090 nucleotides. RefSeq names its product fish-egg lectin-like. Lineage: Eukaryota; Metazoa; Chordata; Actinopteri; Cypriniformes; Cyprinidae. The transcript is spliced from 6 exons. The coding region runs from base 164 to 925 and encodes 253 amino acids. The record is from RefSeq and is a predicted model, not a curated record.